Molecule: messenger RNA, 3399 nt
Organism: Lachnellula hyalina
Lineage: Eukaryota; Fungi; Ascomycota; Leotiomycetes; Helotiales; Lachnaceae
Gene: rna14
Product: mRNA 3'-end-processing protein
Exons: 4
Coding region: 1-3399 (1132 amino acids)
Biological process (GO): mRNA 3'-end processing
Cellular component (GO): nucleus
Molecular function (GO): mRNA binding; protein binding
Source: RefSeq, a predicted model, not a curated record
AUGGCGGAGGAAGAUGCUGAGAUAGCUCUCUUGCAUCAGAUGCAGGCGGGGCAAGAUAGUGUGGCGUGGGAGAAUGAUGGUACAAAUGGGGACGCAGAGGGCGAACUACCUUCAAAUACUGAGCAUAACAACCAUCAAGUCAAAAAAGAAGCUGUUGCAGAUGAUCAAGUUCUUCGUGCUUUAUCUCCUUCAGACGUUGGUGUUGUUCUCGAUGAUGGCGAAUAUGACCCAUCUUCUGUUACUUCACUUCCAGCAGUUGCGAUUCCAGGAGAAGACGGUUCAAGAUCCAGUUCGCGCGCAUCAAACCGCAAGCGGAAAACAGUUGGGGGCUUCAUUGCGGAUGAUUCUGAUGAGGAGACCGACAGCUCUACAGGUUCAAACAGUCUCCUACAGCCACCGCCAUCUAAUACUAAACGCGCCCCUUCCCCAUUGCAAACCUCUGUCAGCCAACAAGAUUUGCAAGGUACUCCGGAGAAUCGAGGUGAUUCAACGGCCAUCUCCCAAUCUUCGCAUGCUCUCUCUGUGAAUCCAAGCCCUGCAGGUUUGCCUUCUGUGCAAGCUUCAGCAACUCAGGUACUCACUUCCGCAGGUACAUCAGCGCAAGGGGUCUCUGUCCCGAAAGCCCGCCUCCCAAAUGACCGAACAGGUAUUCUCGAAGACAAGAUCAAGGAGGACCCUCGAGGGGCUCUGGAUUCAUGGCUGGCACUCAUCAGCGAAUUCAAGAAUCGGAACAAACUUGACGAGGCUCGGGCAGUAUAUGAGAGAUUUUUCAAAGUCUUUCCUCAAGCAGCCGAAAUAUGGGUCGAUUACGCUGAUAUGGAACUUGAGAACGACAACCGAAGUGCAGCUGAGCAGAUAUUCGGCAAGUCUUUGCUGACCGUACCCAAUGUCCAGCUCUGGUCCGUUUACUUGAACUACAUUCGACGAGUGAACGACCUCACAAAUGAUGUUACUGGAAGUGCUCGACAAACGAUUUCCCAGUCAUAUGACUUCGUUCUCGCUAACAUCGGCUCUGACCGGGAUUCUGGCAAGAUUUGGGCUGAGUACAUACAAUUCAUCCGUAGUGCACCUGGUCAAAUUGGAGGCAGCAGCUGGCAAGAUCAACAGAAAAUGGAUCAACUUCGAAAGGCAUAUCAACGUGCCAUUUGUGUCCCCAUGUCAACCGUGAACAAUUUAUGGAAGGAGUAUGAUCAGUUCGAGAUGAGUUUGAACAAGAUGACUGGUCGGAAAUUCCUUCAAGAAAAGUCGCCUGGAUACAUGUCGGCCAGAAGUGCCAAUACAGCAAUGGACAACAUUACUCGAGGUUUGGUUAGAACUACUCUACCGGUGUUGCCACCUACACAUGGUUUUGAUGGCGACGUAGAAUAUACCCAGCAGGUUGAGUUGUGGAAAAAAUGGUUGUCGUGGGAGCAGGAUGAUCCAUUAGUCUUGAAGACAGAUGAGCCCGAAGCCUAUAAACAGCGAGUACUAUACUUAUACAAGCAGGCAGUGAUGGCUUUGAGAUUUUGGCCCGAAAUAUGGGUCGAUGCUGCAGAGUGGUGCUUCAGCAAUGGUCUCGACAAAGAUGGGGACACCUUUCUGAAUGACGGUAUCACCGCUAAUCCUGAAAGCUGUUUGCUUGCUUUCAAGAGAGCCGAUCGCCUUGAAACUACCUUGACAACGGAUGCGGCUAGUAAAGGCCCAGCUGAACAAGGUGCAGUUGUUCGAGCGCCUUUCGACAAGCUUCUCGAUACCUUGUAUGACUUUAUCAAGCAGCUGAAGGUCCGAGAGGCUGCAGACCUCGUCAAGCUGGAUGAGUCUAUAGCUUUGGAUGCGUCAAUCAGUGCUAUCGUUAGCAAAGCCGAGGAUGACGAUGAAGAGGAUGAGACGGAGAAGAAGGCCCGGGAAGCCGAUAAAGCAAAGAAGACAAAGGUCAUUCAACUAGGCUAUUCGAGCCAAGCUCAACUCAUCUCUCGAACCAUCUCAUUUGCUUGGAUUGCAUUGAUGCGAGCUAUGCGUCGUGUCCAAGGCAAGGGUGCGGUUAAGGACACAAUUGGCGGGUCCAGACAAAUCUUUGCUGAUGCACGUGCUCGCGGCAAGAUCACUAGUGAUGUCUAUGUCGCCAGCGCUUUGAUAGAACAUCAUGUCUACAAGGACCCUGCAGGUACCAAAAUCUUCGAACGUGGUGCAAAGCUGUUUCCAGAGGAUGAGGUAUUCAUUUUGGAGUAUUUGAAGCACUUGCUAUCAAUUGGUGAUACAACAAAUGCCCGUGUUGCUUUUGAGACAGCUGUUACUAAACUUACGAAGAAGCCGGAAUCGGUGGUAAAGGCAAAGCCACUUUACUCUUACUUUCAUAAAUACGAAUCGCAGUAUGGAGAAUUAUCGCAGAUUCGGAAACUAGAACAGCGGAUGGCGGAGCUGUAUCCCGAAGAUCGAAAGCUGUUCCACUUCGCAUCAAGAUUUAGUGGGGAAGGCUUUGAUCCCACUGCAGUUCGGCCGAUUGUCUCGCCAACGACUCAGAUGCGCCAAAAAUCUACUACCGUCAUGCCGUCAAUUGAGCCAUACGAAGCCCAGAACAGUCCACGCCCAAAUUUCGUUCAAGAAGCUAGCCCAAGACCACAAUACGUACAAACAACCAACACGACAAACUCUCCAAAGCGUCCCUUCCCCGUCGAGGACAUGGAUGACUUCAAUCGCCCCCGAAAGCUUGCAAGAGGCGAGUCCCCGCUAAAGGGAGCUGCAGGUAGACGUUUAGAUCAGCAGAAGCGAUUACAUGGUACUCCGAACUGGCAGUCUAGUGCACCUCCAUUCGUAGUACCACGAGACAUCACAUUCCUUCUCAGCAUCAUUCCCCGAGCCGAUCUAUACCAAUCAACAAAAUUCAACGCUGAUGCCUUGGUUCGCCUGUUGGGUGAGACACAUGUGCCAGAUCACAGCUCAUGGAAAGCUUCGCAGAAUCAGCCGCAGCGUUAUGAUGGUAGGACUGCCAGUCAUACUCAACGUCCCCAGUCGCGGGAUCAGAGUACCUCUUAUACCUCGUAUACCGGUCAAGAUGACAGGCAUACAUACAAUCCGCCUCCUGCGAACCCUCCUAGCAAUGUUCCAGCUCCAGUUGCAACUUACUCUGGUUAUGGUGGUGCUCCAGGCUAUGCUGCGCCUCCUGCUGCAAGCUAUGCUCCAGGUUACAAUCCUCCUCAAUCUCCCUGGCCAAACCAGGUUCCUCCGAAUAUGUAUCAGCAACAGCCAGACUCCAGUAGAUCAUCUGGCUAUUAUGGUACAAGUGGUGGUGGUGGUGCUCCUGGUACGGAAAAUCGAGACUGGCAGCCUUCCCAAGCCCCUUCUUUGUCGGGUGCGGCGAGCUGGUAUUGGAAUCCGAACGCUAAUCAAACUGCGCCAGGCUACCCUCCUUACGGACGAUAA